AUGGCCAAGACUCCCCAAGAUUUGCAAAUCGCCAUUCUGGGCGCUGGCAUGGGUGGUCUCACCACUGCUCUUGCUCUGGCCCAACGUGGUUUCAAGAACAUUGACGUCUAUGAGAAUGCGCACGAUCUUGGUUUCGUCGGCGCCGGUAUCCAGCUUGCGCCUAACAUGGCUCGUGUGCUGGACAACCUUGGUGUCUGGAAGGGCAUUGAGGACGAGGCUGUGAACAUUGGAGAUACCCGUGUCCGUGUUGGUGCUGAUAACUCCGAGCUUGCCCAUGUCGAGCUGGGUUAUAUUAAGGAAACCUACGGAUACCGUCACAUGGUUGGCCACCGCUCAUCCCUGGCUAACGGUCUGUACCAGGGCUGUCUGAAGGAGUCCGCUAUUAAAGGUCGACUCGUUCGGCCCUCGCCCAUCAUUCACCGCCACCCCCGCGACGGCGGCGACGCCUACAAGGUCACCUGCGAUGUCCUCCUGGGUGCCGACGGAAUUAAGAGUGAGACCCGUGCCGCCAUGGUGAAGCUCUUGAACAUCACUGCUGGCGUCAAGGACACCCAGCAAGCCGCCUACCGCAUUAUGAUCCACAAGGAGCAAAUCAAGGAUGACCCUGAGCUCCUGGAAUUGAUUAACAGCACCACAGUCACUCGCUGGAUCGGUGAGAAGCGUCACAUCAUCGCCUACGCUGUCUCCAACAACACUAUCUACAACCUGUCCACCACUCAACCCGAUAAGAACUUCGCCGAGGCCACAAACGCCACUUACACAACCAAGGGCUCCAAGUCCGCUAUGAUGGAGGUCUUCUCAGAUUUCUGUCCCAUGGUCAAGCGUCUGCUCGACUACGUCCCCGAGGGCGAGGUCUGCGAGUGGAAGCUGCGUGUUCACGACCCUCUCCCUACCUGGGUCCACGAGCAGGUCGCUCUCGUUGGUGACGCCUGCCACCCUACCCUCCCUCACUUGGCUCAGGGUGCUGCCCAGGCCAUCGAGGACGGUGCCGUUAUUGCCGUUGCUCUCUCCCGCCUCCCCGAUACCACCCCCGAGUCCAUUAACAAGGCUCUCCGUGUUUACGAGAAGGUCCGCAAGGGUCGUGCUGAGACUCUGGUCGAGAUGGCUGCUGCUUCUGGUCGUGCUCUUCACUUGGGUGAUGGUGCUGCUAAGGAGGAGCGUGAUCGUCAAUUCGCCGCUCUCAAGGCUCAGGGCGGUAAGGGUCCUGUGCCCGACAAGUGGGCCGAUGCCGAUGUCCAGAAGGAGAUCUACGGCUUCGACUGCACUAAGGUUACUGAGGACAAGUUUGAUGAGUACUUCUCGCAGAUGUAA
Penicillium longicatenatum is the source of this 1311-nucleotide messenger RNA. RefSeq names its product putative monooxygenase. The coding region runs from base 1 to 1311 and encodes 436 amino acids. The transcript is spliced from 3 exons. NCBI's taxonomy places the organism in Eukaryota, Fungi, Ascomycota, Eurotiomycetes, Eurotiales, Aspergillaceae. Gene Ontology annotation, biological process: secondary metabolite biosynthetic process. Gene Ontology annotation, molecular function: FAD binding; monooxygenase activity. The record is from RefSeq and is a predicted model, not a curated record.